CGCGAGAAUUGCUGCGAACCUCCUUCCUGUGUUUGACACGAUAGCCUUUUCCGGUUUCCGCUGCCGUGUUUCGUGUUUCAGCGCGGGAACCUUUUUCCGAUAGACAGUAAGAGAAGGGAAAAUUCGAGUACAAAACGAAGUGAAAACGAGAAAAACAUGGAUCCUUUGGAGGUGGAGUUUCUCGCAGAAAAAGAGACAGUGAAGAUAAUACCGAACUUUAGCCUGGACAAGAUUUAUUUAAUCGGGGGGGACCUUGGGCCAUUUAACCCUGGACUGCCAGUUGAUGUUCCCGUAUGGCUCGCUCUUAACUUAAAACAGAGGCAAAAAUGUAGAAUUGUUCCUCCUGAGUGGAUGGAAGUUGAGAAGCUGGAGGAGAUGCGAGAACUUGAGAGGAAAGAGAACACUUUCACUCCUGUCCCCAGUCCUUUUUCCAUGGGGCUGACAAAACUGCUGCUGACCCAUGCAUCAGACAACAUUCCAAAAGCAGACGAGAUACGAACCCUGGUCAAAGACAUCUGGGACACGCGAAUCGCCAAACUGCGCCUGUCUGCAGACAGCUUCAUCAGAGAACAAGAGGCUCACGCCAAGCUGGACAACCUGACUCUGAUGGAGAUCAACACUAUUCGGACAUUUCUGCUCGACUCCCUUAACUGCAUGUAUAAACUACGCUCUAAUCUGCAGCAGGGCUCCAGUAAAGGACAGUUCUCCAACUAUUAAUCCUGAUGUCAAAGAAACUCUAAUAAGAUUGGAAAAAGGCUGCGGCAUUUACUGGGAUUUUCUUAGUAUUAAGUCUUAGUUUUCUAUUCUCUGUACAUAUUUAGAAGCAUAAUGCCUUUCUUGUUUGUAUCAAUCGUAUUUAAUUUAGAAUUAGACAUAAUUUCACUAACUGUUUUUUAUAUUUCCAUGUCUGAGAAAAAAAAAAUGUAUUGUGUGUCAAUGAUGUCUGUAUGUUUUGUUGUGUAUUUAUACCAUAUUCUGUGCCUGACAAAACUUAAUAAAUUGAACUACCAUUUA
Molecule: messenger RNA, 1014 nt
Organism: Cynoglossus semilaevis (tongue sole)
Lineage: Eukaryota; Metazoa; Chordata; Actinopteri; Pleuronectiformes; Cynoglossidae
Gene: gins2
Product: GINS complex subunit 2
Biological process (GO): double-strand break repair via break-induced replication; DNA replication
Cellular component (GO): nucleus; GINS complex
Source: RefSeq, a predicted model, not a curated record